This is a messenger RNA of Esox lucius (northern pike), 3948 nucleotides long. It is a transcript of the gene wdr6, whose product is annotated as WD repeat domain 6. NCBI's taxonomy places the organism in Eukaryota, Metazoa, Chordata, Actinopteri, Esociformes, Esocidae. The record is from RefSeq and is a predicted model, not a curated record. Gene Ontology annotation, molecular function: protein binding. Bases 186 to 3731 code for a protein of 1181 amino acids. Gene Ontology annotation, biological process: tRNA methylation. The transcript has 6 exons. Gene Ontology annotation, cellular component: cytoplasm.
UGGCUGGAAAAAAACACGUGGGUUUUGAGGGUUAACUAUUACCGUAGCUUGCCACUAUAUAUUUAAAAUGAUUUUCAAAACACAGUAACUACAUUCAUUUGCCAGAAAGAACAUAAAUGACCUAGCAUCUAGACAUGUUAUCUGGUGCUGUUGAGGUGAGGAGAUCGGCGGGAAGUGUGUAAGUGAUGAUGGAGACCGCAGCCCUGGUAGUUCCCAUCACUGCUCUGGAGUUCAUAAGGGAGGAGUACCUGCUGAAAGGUGAGGGUCCAAUUUUGACAGUGUACAGCCUCCAAUCUCAGCCCAAAGCCUGUGCCUCACUGAGCGUGCUCCACAACUAUCGCAUCCAUGGCAUCCGCCCCAAACCACAGCCAGCAGACAGAUGGAGCAGUCACCUGGGGGAAGACCUGGUUGUGUUCGGAGGGAAGGCAGUUUGCCUGCUGAGACUGAGUGAUGAAGGGCAGAGGCUGGAGCAGCUGAGCCCCCUUGUGGAGCUGCAGGACUGGGCCCUAGACGUUCACUGGCUCUCUGGAAAUGACGGGCCACUUCUCGGCGUGGCUCUAGCCCACAACUCUGCUCUGCUGCUGGACCCUGCGGAGGGCUGUGUCCUGGCCCUCUCCUCUUGCCAGGAGGGAUGUCUGCUGUACUCUGCCCUGCUCCUGGGUGGGACCUGGGAGAUCUCGGUCCUGGUUGGGGGGACGGUGUUCAAUCAGCUGGUGCUUUGGAGGCCUGGAGGGACACAGCCGAAUAAGAAGGCCCCAGUGGAGAGGCGCCUCCCCGGACACUGUGGCGUCAUAUUCAGCCUCUGUUACCUCCAGGAGACUGGCUGGCUGGCCUCCGCCUCAGACGACCGCAGCGUAAGGGUCUGGAGGGUGGGCGACCUGGGGGGUGCUAGAGAGCCGUGCGGAGACCCAAGGCCGACGUGUCUGCGUGUGCUGUACGGACACCAGGCCAGGGUGUUCAUCGUCAAGCUCUCCCCCGGCCGGGUGUACAGCGGGGGGGAGGACGGGGGCUGUCUGCUGUGGGACUGGGGUGGUGGGGGGAGGGUGGCCAGGACGCUGAAAGGCCAUCGUGCCGGGGGGGUAAGGGCCCUGGCGGUCAGCGAGGGAGGGGAAGGCCGGAGCAGGUGGGUGGCCACUGGGGGGGCGGACGGAGGGGUAAGACUGUGGCAGGUGGAGGGGGAGGAGGAGGAGGACGAAGCAAAGGGAGGGGCAUGGGAAGGGGAGAGCCUGGUGAACCUGGGCUUCAAGGGCCGAGGCGUGCCCAAGGUGGUGCGUGUGGUGGGGGAUGGUCACUGGAGCCAGGGCCUGGUGGUGGUCAACACAGACCAUGGGGAGGUCUGUCUAUACCAGGGGGGGCGCUGGAGUCCCUUGUGGGACGGCGGUCCUGAGUUCCAGUCCUACUGCGUGAUGGAGGUGCUGAGGGUGAAGGGUUGGGGUUCCACCGCGGCCAGGGAGGGGCUUUGCGCGGUUGGCAGCCUGAGCGGGGAGGUGCGGGUCUUCCUCCUGUCCCAGCCGGACACUGGGGUGUCAUUAAGGGGAGGCCUGGGGAAGGUCCACAGUUUGCUGUGGGUGGGGGGGCUGACUGACCGGGAGGGACGGAAGGGGUACCUGCUGGCGUCCGGAGCAGAAGGGCUGGUCCGUCGCUGGCUGUUAGAGGUCGAGAUGAGAGACACAGGACUGGUUCUCAGGGCUCAUCCACUAGAUCCUCUCCUCCUGCCUCCAUGCGCCAAACGCUGGCUCACUGCUGUAGUUUACCUCAAACGCCCGCAGGGGGCGCUGUGGGUGUGUGGAGACAGAAGAGGAUCACUGCUGCUGUUUGAAGAGAAGCACAGGGCAGAUGGCGAAGAGCCUAGCCGCGAGGAGGAUGGGAAAGAAACCUCUUACAGAACAGUUGAAAGUAGCGAUGACAAGGAGGAUAUGACAGUCGAAAAUGGGGGGGCGGAUAAAAGAGGGGAGGAGUCCUGCCGGGUAGGACCGGCCCUCCAGCCUGUCAGCUGUCUUUUUGGGCUUCACGGUAAGCAGGGAGUGACCUGGCUGUGUGACCACCGGGGGCUGCUCUACAGCGCGGGGAGGGACGGCUGCGUCAGGGUCCUCCAGGUUGGACGGCAGGGCCUGGAGGUUCUGAGGGUCCAGCGGGCCUGCAAGGGGAUGGAGUGGCUGGAGAGAGUCAUUAUUCUGGAACCCCGGGACUCACAAGAGGACCAGAAGAGCCCGGAGCUAGAAAGGACCGGGUCCGGGAAAGAAGCCCGCUUCGUGAUGCUGGGUUUUCACUCGGUCCACUUUGUGGUGUGGGACCCUGUGCGGCAGGAGAGGCUGCUGUCCGUGUCUUGCGGAGGAGGCCACCGGUCCUGGAGCUACUGCCCACACCAGGAUGGCCUCUCUGUGGGCCAGGGGGCCCUGGUGUUCAUCAAGCAGGGGGUGGUCCUGGCGUCUCAACCCUCCGGGGAGGCACCUAGCCGGGCAGGGAGCCUGGACCUGAGAGAGGGACUCCAUGGCAGGGGAGUGGGGUGCGUGUGUCAUCUGGGGGUGGUGGGGGAGGCUGGAGAUGGCCACUGGGAUGCACUGGUGACGGGGGGAGAGGACACCAGCUUGACCGUCCUGGCAGUCCAAUCGCAGACGGGCACGGUCAAAGCACUGUCCGUCAUCUCCGACCACAUCUCUAAUAUUCGGACUCUGACUGCAGUUCAACGAUUUGAUGGAAGGACUGGCAGAGGUGAACAAACAGCAGGGCAGCCCCUCUCGGCACUGGUUGUAUCUGCGGGUGGGCGGGCCCAAAUGCAGUGCUACCGGCUGUUGAUUAGAGGGAAUGGCCAGUUAGGCCAGCCUUCUUGUCAGGUGAUACAGGUGGCAAGCCACCGAUUAGAUGGUCAGUGGGAGAGAAAGCGAAACCGGCACAAGACGGUUAAAAUGGACCCUGAAACCAGGUACAUGUCCAUUGCGGUGAUAGAUGAUAGAACAGAGUCAGUGCUCUUGGCGUUGGCUUGCAGUGAUGGGGCUGUGAGGCUAUUCUCAGUCAGUGAGCUGAGAGGGACGUUUGAGCUCUUAUGGGAGAGCUUUCACCACCAGAGAUGUGUACUCAGUGUCGCCACCUGCUGCCUGGAGGACGAACAGGGCAUUCGGCGUGUGUUCCUCUUCAGCACGGCCACAGACGGACGAAUAGCAGUAUGGGAUAUGAGCCCCGUGGCCAACCCAGAAGACAAGGCCCCUACUGAGACCCAAGGUCUGCCUGAGCCCCUUCUGACUAUCCCCGCACACCAGAGUGGAGUCAAUGCUCUUGCCGUAUGGGUUGAAGGCCCAGGGGUGGGACAUAGAAACGGAACCCGGAUUACAUUGGCCAGCGGAGGAGAUGACGGACAGCUGUCGGUGGCUGUCAUUGGAGUGCAGUACCAGGAGGAGGCCAUAGAUGGCAGCGGAGUGCGCCUACAGAUCCUGUCUCAGUGGUCAGUGGCUUCUGCCCACGCUGCCCCUCUGACCGCUCUGGGGAUGCUGAGCCCUGGUCUGCUAGUGUCCACCUCCCCCGAUCAGAGGGUGUGUCUUUGGAGGCUGACCAAUACCGGGCUCAGCCAGCGGGGUGUGCUGUUCUCCCAUGUGGCAGAUGCAGCAGGGCUGGCGGUGUGGAAGGGUUCUGGGGACAGGGCCUGGGCGGUGGUCUGUGGUCAGGGGUUACAGCUGCUCAAGGUGACAGACAUGGAGGAUGGAGGGAACAGGGAGGAGGUAACUGAAGAAAUGUAAUGCGUAGGAGGGAGGAAGGAAUGAGUCAAAGUGUCUUUUCAUCAGUGUUCUCCGGAAGGACAAGACGACCUGAUCUGUUGUGUACGGGACCCAUGCUGUAUGGUGAAUGAAUUGAUUUUGUAUAUCUGGAAUUUGCCUGGGUCACAUAAAAAGGACCUAAAGGUUCAAAUCAUCUAGAUUUUGUAAUGUACAUUUUGAUUUUGAAAUAAACUAUUUA